AUGUGCUUGUUUUCCUGCAGCCACCACCACCCCGAUGUCGUAGCCCAGAACGCCCUCCUCCUGGCCCACCGCCUGGCACUGAUCGAGGCGCUGGAGGGCCCCGCUGCGUCCGCGCACGCCGCACAGGCGGCGGGUCUGCCCUUUCGGGCGCAGGCAGCGUCACCAAAUGAGCGCGACGGCGGCGGCGGCCGGGACGCAAGCGCGGCUGCGGCGCAGGAAGAGGGGCUGGAUCAGCUGGUGGCGCGCGCCAAGGCGGCGAGGCUCGCCCAGCUGCUGCACCAGGGCAGCCAGCGCGGCGGCGCCCCGGCAGCUCAGGCCGGCGCCGCCAGCCGGCGGCUGGCCGCUGCGCCGGCGGCGGCUGCGGCGCCGAUCCGCAUCCGGCCCGUGUUCCAGCUCGACGGCGUCCCCCCAAAGCCUGCCGCGCGGAUAACGAACGAGAUCAUCCCCACCGCCAUCGCGGCCAUCCGCAAGUUUGUGCGCGUCAAGGCGAAGGGCGCGGCGCCGCAGGAGGCGCCGCGGCCGUUUGACGGGCGGCAGAGCUGCCUGGCGUCGAUCCCGGGCGCAGCCCCAGACCCGGCCAAGGCCGCAGAGGGCUCGCACCCUGUGCGCACGACUGGCUAG
This is a messenger RNA of Monoraphidium neglectum, 621 nucleotides long. RefSeq lists its product as hypothetical. Lineage: Eukaryota; Viridiplantae; Chlorophyta; Chlorophyceae; Sphaeropleales; Selenastraceae. The transcript is spliced from 3 exons. Bases 1 to 621 code for a protein of 206 amino acids. The record is from RefSeq and is a predicted model, not a curated record.